UCUAUGAAUACUUCCAUGAACAUCGCAAAUAUGGACAGGAGCCAUUUGAGAGCGACCGCAGCGAAAUAUCGCUCCAAAAGAGGUGGGGAGCAAUUCAAACGGAAUGCAACAAGUUCCAGGCGGCGUAUGAUCACGCGAAGCGGGUCCCCGUUAGUGGCAUGGGUGUGAAGGACUUGGUGUGGCGAGCUUUGGAAUUCUACAAAGUCAACAAUGGAGAGAAGACCUUUGCCUUCCCUCAUUGUUGGAAGGAACUCCACGGCACCCCCAAGUUCCAGGAGGGGUACGAGGGGUACAUGGCGACCUUGACUGGCAACAAUCCCGCCAAAGAUGCCACUGUCAUUGACCUUGAUGGUGGGCAGCCUUGCGGUAGCUCCGCUUCUCGUGCAAGUCGUCCAUGCGGCCACAAGUCAACCAAAGCCGACAUGAAGCGUGAUGCUUCGUCCAUGCUAUUGUACGGCACUUUGAAGGAGAUGCAUGCGGACAGAGAGGUGUCCACGGACAAGAGGGAUGAGAGGAGGCGCCGGGAGAAAGAAGAGGACAGGAAGAAAUUCUUUGAUGUCCAGCAGAAGAAGCUUGAGAUUGAAGAGGUCAAGGCCAAGACCAAAGCUAAAGAACUUGAGCUCAAAGAGAGAGAACUUGACCUCAUAGCAAUGGCAAGGGCCAAAGAGGUGGAGCUGAAGGCGAAGGAAGUUGAGCUCAAACGCCAAGCCGAGGACAACCUCAUCAUGAACGCCGACUUGACCAACAUGAGCGAGGCAAAGAGAGCUUGGUUCGAGAAGAGACAGAAGGAGAUCCUCGAGCGCCCAAUUUGAGUUAGACAAUCUCAAUUGUAAUUUUUAUAUUUUUCUCAAACUAUGGCACAUUUUAUUUGAUUUAUCAUGGUA
Lolium perenne is the source of this 884-nucleotide messenger RNA. The record is from RefSeq and is a predicted model, not a curated record. Lineage: Eukaryota; Viridiplantae; Streptophyta; Magnoliopsida; Poales; Poaceae.